Molecule: messenger RNA, 3041 nt
Organism: Arvicola amphibius (Eurasian water vole)
Lineage: Eukaryota; Metazoa; Chordata; Mammalia; Rodentia; Cricetidae
Product: binder of sperm protein homolog 2-like
Exons: 5
Coding region: 2536-2925 (129 amino acids)
Cellular component (GO): cell surface
Molecular function (GO): heparin binding
Source: RefSeq, a predicted model, not a curated record
GCAUUCAAGAUAUAAAAUAAGUUAAUUUAAUUUUUUAAAAAUUAAAGAAUGUAAACAAUAACAGGAAAGUGCAUAAUGAGAUCAUUUGAUUAGAUCUUGACCUCUGGUCACUUUCUUCCUAGAAAAAUAAGAGACACGGGCUUUUUCAUUCAUAUGAAAACACAUAACUUUCUAUCAUAUUCCUUUUUGUUUCUGUACAAUCUUUUAUGUUUCUGUCAUAAAAUUCCAUUUUUCCUAAGAAACAUUGUUACCUGACUAUCUUGGGUACAUAUAUAUUACACUUUUUCUAUAUAUUUACUUUAAAAUAAUUAAAUUAAUUAUUGCUACAUAUUAUAAAAGCUGUCUGUCUCCUUACUAGAUAACUAGAAUUUAUGUAGUAAUUGUUUUAUAGAUAAAAGCAUUUCCUUGAUAUUGGAGAGGAGCUUGGUUCUGCUUCAAUUUGGUAUCCCAGACUUUGUUGACUCCCCAAGAAAGGCCUUACCCACCUCCAGAAAAGGGAAUAGGAGAUGGGAAGAGGGGAGAUGGAAAGACGAGGAGAUAGGAGAAGGGAAGGGAGGGGGAACUUGGGUUGCUAAAUGCAAGGUAAAUUUUUAAAAACUUAUAUAAAAAAUGCAUUUCCUAUAAGGGAAUGGACUCAGAUUCAAAGCAAACUCCCAAUCAUUCUACAAGACCAUUUUCUUCUUCAUGUUUUUAAAUUUUAUAAAUGGAUACAAUGUGAUAUAGAAUGAUGAUAACCACAUCAUCAUUCUAUAUCAUCUCCUACUAAAGUUUAUAUUUUUCUUUUGUUUUUGAGAAUACAAUAUAAUUAUAUCAUUUCUCCCUUCCCUUUUUUCCUUCUAGAACCUUCCAUAUAUCAAUCCUUCCCUUUCUCAGAUUCAUGACCCCAUUUUUCAUUAAUUGCUAUUACAUACACGUAUAAACAUAUAUAUUCCUACAUAUGACCUGCCCAGCCUGUAUAAUGCUGCCUGUAUGUAUAUCUUCAGGGGCCCUCCCACUGUUGGCAGACCUCCUUCUCAGCUAGUCUUCAUCUGUCAUUCAUGUCUUUUUUGAGUGUGAGUAACAAAUACUCAAGGCGGGUGAGAACAUGCUUCUCUUCUUGUGAUGUGUGGCUACGAAGCACAGAUAUUUAGCAUCUUCUGCCACAAAGAGAGUUUUUAGAUAGAAUCUCCACUAAUGGGUAAUAAUUCCAUGAUUUGGACAUUUAUCUGUAUGAAAGCAAUGUGAGUACUUUUUUAACAAGUUAUAUACUCCUCUUUUAAAAUAUAGAGUAAAAUACAAAUGCAUUGCAGUAUCUCUUCAUUUUCAUGUUCCACAUAAAACUCAAGCCUUAUAUAAUCUGUGUGUAUCAGACACUGCUAGUUUUCAUGGAUCUGAAAAUGGAGUAUAUAGAAGUUUUGGAAUUCAAGUUCAGCUCUGCCUUUUUGUAGGUUUAUUUUUAUGUCAAGUAAAAUUUUUCUUUUAAGCUUGCUUCAGUCUACUUAAUACUGUUGGUAAAGUACCAACCUUGGUUCUGAGAAAAUGAGAAAACAUUAACUUUAGUGCUAGUGACAAGAGGCUUAGGAAAUAAUAAUCACUGUCCAGUUAAGCAAGAAAGGAAUAAUGGGUUCUUUCUGAUACUUGUCAGUCUUUCCAGAGGAUAAGAUGUUCUGGUCUCUGAACAAAAUGUUCUUUAGCAUGUAGCACAAGACAAAUCUUUAGACCAUUCCUUGCUCACUAUGUACAAUUUUUAUCAUAAUUUCCAUAACUUCAUGAAUAAUCAGGAACAUAUUUGCCAUGUCACUGGGAAAAGUUAUGAUUAUUAUAAAGAGGAUUAGAAGAAUGCUUUUUAACAAAGAAGGAAAGAUAUAAAUAAUUCAAGAAUGAACAAACCCUCAGACACAAAUAUCACUCUAUAAAUAAGAAGUAUGAGAAAGAACCUUUCAUUCUCAGAAAAGUAUAUAUAUACAUAUAUAUAUAUAUAUGUGUGUGUGUGUGUGUGUGUGUGUAUGCAAGAUGAUAGUUCUAGUUCAAAACAGUGUUAUGAUAGAAAAUAAUUAACUUCAAACGGUACCAAUUUCUCUCCCGAAUUAGGCUCCAAAUGCAAAAGCAACACUUCAGAGUCACUAGGAUGGCAAAGAUUAAAAAGAAAAAAUAAAUUUUGUCUUCUGGAUUGCUAUCUUCUGGUUUUCUAUACAUAUACAAUGAGUUAUCCUGUAGUUGGGAAAAGCCAAUAAUUUCAAAUGAAUAUAUGGGUAUUACUUUACUGUCCAUGUCUCAAAGAGAAAAGGAUAGAGAUUAAAGAUAACAAAGUGAAAGUUUUUCAGAUUAGCUGUCUUUUUAGCAAAGCCAAAUUCCCCCCAAAAGGCAACACUUUUAGAAUGACACCUUGGAACACAUUCUAAGAUAGACAUUGAGUCACUCUACAUCAUUUAGGACAAAAAGAUUUCACUGUGGAGGAAGUGUGUGUGAGCAGAUAGAGUAGGAGGAGCAAAAAGGGAAAGUAUAAAGCCAGAGGCAAAGUUUGCUCCUGUGUGUGCCAUCUGCAGGCAACUGGAGAUGAUGAGACAUCUUGCAGGCUGUCUGUUGUUAGCUGUCUACAUGUAUGGACUGAAUGCAGAAUUGAUCUCUCAUUUACAUCCCCCCAAACAAGAAAUUUCCAUUGCUAACUGUGUCUUUCCGUUCGUCUAUGGUAAUGAAUUCCACUACAAUUGUAUCUCCACCCACAGUGACUUUGACUGGUGUUCCCUUGACUUUUACUUCCAAGGAAGGUGGAGAUACUGCACAGCACUGGAUCCUCCAAUAUGUAUCUUCCCUUUCCAAUUCAGAAAAAAGUUCAUUAACGAAUGUACCAAGGAAGGCUACAUUUUGAAUCGGAGUUGGUGUUCAUUGACUGACAACUACAACAAAGAUAGGAAAUGGAAGCAAUGCUCUCCUUACAAUUUUUAGGUAAACAUGGGUGUUUUUGAAGAGACAGAAGUUACAAAUCCAUCAAAUGUCUCUCCAAAUAUAAUUCUUUUAUCAUUAUAGAACAUUCUGAUAAUAAAUGCUUGUUCUUUUGUCUA